UUUGGCUCAGGAGAUUUAUGACAUGUAUAAAAAUAAUUUUAAUACUUGUCUUAUUGAAAGGAAUCCUGAACCAUUGCCAGGAAAAUUGCUCUUGGAACCUGUUAACAUUCUCUCAAGAAAACCUGAUUCAGAGUGGAAAGUUAGCGAUGUUCUUCCACUUGCUAAAAUUCUCACGGGGAGGAUCGCAAUCGAUGGUUCUGGAGAAAAUCAUCAAGGAGCAGAUGCUCUAAUGAAAAUUGGCACAGAUUUGACGACAUAUAUAUUUGCUCAUCCGGAAAUUCGAUUUAUUAUCAAUCCCUUGUAUGUCGUGCUAGACUUUACUACUAUUAAUGAAAAUGUUCCACCGAAAGUUAAUGCGUAUCCGUCGGUUGGUUCUCUAAAUUUUUACCCAGGAUCAAAUCACGUUUUUUCAUUUAACGAUCCCGGAGUGACAGAAAGUACAUAUCAUUUUAUCAGAUGGCUUCAAGGUUUCUAUCCCAGAAUUAGAGCAUUUGUGUUCUAUACUGCAUACGCAACAGGAUUAUACUGA
Messenger RNA from Funneliformis caledonium, 529 nucleotides. The record is from the annotation of a GenBank genome assembly. NCBI's taxonomy places the organism in Eukaryota, Fungi, Glomeromycota, Glomeromycetes, Glomerales, Glomeraceae.